AGAGAGCGCAACUUUUAAAAAUAAUCAACCCCACCGAUUGCCAGCGCAACACAACACAUCCACUGAACAAUAUCCACGCGUACUUUCGCGUGUGAAGCUGUGAUUAUCUCGCUGACUCCUGCAUUUGCAUCAAACUCUUCUAUCACAUCUCAACCACCCUACCGACGCUACGCGCUCUCACUCGCACCAUUCGGCGCAUGUUGAGACAACACCACGAUGGCACCGAACGGAAAUACUGCGCAACCAAAGCGCAAGAAGAAUGAGAACCAGUACUUGUUCGAUCUGGGAGUGAGGGGAAGGUGAGAGCAUACUGACCACGAGUUUGCGACAAUGGUUAUUUACUGAUGCCAUUGUAGGAAAACUGGACUUACCCUCCCAGAUACAGGCAUUCGCGACGAGAAUGGAUUGGAACCGAUGGAUGGAUUGUUUUCCUCCCCUGAAAAGUCGGUCAAGGGAAAGGGAAAGGGAAAGGCAUCCAACGGCUAUCCCAACAGGACAAUCUCAAGCGACGAGGAAAUGGAUAUGGGCAGCAGUAUGUACUAAUAACAUAGACCCCAUGAGUGAAGAGCUAAUAUUUCAAAAGGCACGAUUCCAGAGCCUGAAGAUGUCCUUGAGCAACGCGCAAGCUUCCGCCUACCACCGCGCUCAAAUUCUCCGAUCAAGACAUUUCUGAAGUCUCCCGCUCGCAAGAACCCAUCCUUUGGCGGCGGCGUCUUGUCACCCAAUAGAGGAUCAACAGCUCCGCCGCGAACGGCGUCUGCGUCAGUAGCUGCGUCAGUUCGACGAAAACUCGAUUUCUCUGGAAACGAGGAGGACUCUAACCAGGUCGCGGUCGGCACGAAUAAAAGGGCCAAAUCCGUAUUCCCAGUCGCAAGUGCUUCAAGACUCAACGGUGCAACCCGGCUCGUGCCACCAGCGCGGAAGGAUUCGGUUGAAUUGGAGCUGGAAAGUAGGGAAGACGAUUAUUCAGCUGCGUCUGAUGAUACAAAAGUUCUCGAUGCAGAGGACUCGAUACAAAUGGUGGAUUAUGAACAAGACGAUGAACCCGAGGAGGACUAUGAGAUGGUUGAGGCACAACAAGAAUCGGAGCCCGAAUCUGAACCCGAACCAGAAGUGCGACCAAUGAAGAAAGGAAAGCGCAAGGUUGUAACUGAGGAGCAGGAAGAGGAGCAAGAGCCCGAGGCCGAGCCUCAGCCCAGCAAGAAGGGAAAGCGCAAGGCGGCAUCUAUUGAACCAUCUGAAGAGCCUGCAAAGAAAUCUCGAGGACGACCAAAGAAGAUCGAUGCCCCAGCAAUUUCAGAAGAAGAGGAAGAUGAUAUUCCCAGACAAGCAAAGAGAACGCGACGUUCGCUCGACGAAGCACCAGAGCCCGUGAAGAAGAGUAAAGGUCGCCCUAAGAAAGCAGCAGCGCCUGAACCUCAGCAGGAAGCGGAGCGAGCUUCGGAAUCCGAGCCCGAACAAGAGCCAGAAGAAGAGGAGCCAGAGCCUGAACCAGUACCACAGAAGAAAGCAGGAACAAAGAGGAAGGUUUCUCAACCGGAGCCAACUAAGAAAGCCCAAGGAAAGCCUCAAAAAACUGUUCUAAAUGCCUCGAGAGCCAAUGUGGCAAAGAAAUCGAAAUUAGCUGCGAUACCAGAGACACGCUCGCCAGAAGUCAAACGCGGCCCACCUCUUCCAAGAAGUAAUCAAGGACUAAUGAUUCUUCGACGAGAGAACCCUCUAGAUGGAGGCGCGGGAUUUCAGCGAACACGCUCUGGACGUAACUCAAUCAAACCUCUUGCCUACUGGAAGAAUGAAAGAGUCGAAUACUCGGAUGAGGAGACCGAAGAUAGCUAUGGAAAAUUCAUGCUACCUAAAAUCAAAGAAGUCGUUCGUGCAGAUGAGGUUGAGCCAACAAGAAAUGCGAGAGCAGCAUCGCGAUCUAAAUCAGGCCAAUCAAAGAAGCGUCGGGUUGCCAUUGAGGAAGAAGACGAGGAAAUGUCUGAGCCUUGGGAAAUUGAACCUGGCAAGAUAUAUGGAAAUGUUCAGGAAUGGGAUCCCGCGGACCCGACUGGUGCUGAGACCGAUGAGAGGGAGGAUGAGAUUGCACUCUCUAACGCCGCUAUCAUCACCCGUGAUGUCGGAAACAGUACUUUCAAGUUUGCAAAGACACAUACCCUUCCUUUCUUCGGAUCUGGCAUGGUUGAUCUGCCACCUGGAGCUGCGAAGAAACCCAAGAACUCGCGUAAGAUGCAAAUGGUAUUCUUCGUGUUCUAUGGUCGAGUUAAGGUUACAGUCAACGAGAAUGAAUUCCGAAUUGGUAAAGGUGGUUUAUGGCAGGUUCCAAGAGGUAUGUUUGCUUACCCCUUCUGGUUGUCUAGCAAUAACUAAUGCAUUUUGAUAGGAAAUUUCUACAGCAUUGAAAACGAUUAUGAUUCCCCGGCCAGGAUUUUCUUCGCUCAAGGAUGUGAAGUAAGCGAGUCAGCCGACGAAAGCCAAUUACGUUGAUAAUUUUGAAGGGAUUGUUGUUUUUGUUAGUAAUAGUUGUUGGAGGCACACUUUUCUGCUGAAGCGGCGAAUUGCAAGGAGUUUUGGGGGGGGGAACAUACUCACAUAUGAGCUUAUGAUUUUGCUUCAUUUCUUGUGAGGGGAAGAAUCAGGCUCUCAUGCAUCUUGUUUGUAGUAUGAGGAUUUUUGUUAAGUUUCUGGAAGUAGUCCACCAAGUCUUCAAGGAGAAGAAAUUCAGAUCAUUUCG
Messenger RNA from Hymenoscyphus albidus, 2734 nucleotides. Lineage: Eukaryota; Fungi; Ascomycota; Leotiomycetes; Helotiales; Helotiaceae. The record is from the annotation of a GenBank genome assembly.